This is a messenger RNA of Gekko japonicus, 12995 nucleotides long. It is a transcript of the gene HECTD4, whose product is annotated as HECT domain containing E3 ubiquitin protein ligase 4. The transcript has 75 exons. Lineage: Eukaryota; Metazoa; Chordata; Lepidosauria; Squamata; Gekkonidae. Gene Ontology annotation, molecular function: ubiquitin-protein transferase activity. The record is from RefSeq and is a predicted model, not a curated record.
AUGGGGCUGCUCUUGGUUUUUCCUCUCAUCGAGUCCCAAAGCAGAACGGACCCUUCCCUGUGUAACAUAACCGCUGAGGUGCUCUUGACUUGCCUUCGUGACUGCCAGCCCUUAAGCUUGACUAAGGAGCCAGCGGACUGUCUUAAUGGCAUCGAAUCGUUACUGUGUUCCUGGUUGGAGGAGACCUCCACCUCAGGCCAACAGAUUCCACACAAGCAAAAAGAGAAUGCUGCCGCUGCCCUCGUUGCCUUGGCUUGCGCAAGGGGAUCAUUGAAAACAUUUGUUCACACAGUGCACCUUUUGCAGAAGCAGAGCGAUUUGGGAUCCCUGCCUGUGGCUGAUGUGUUAUACAGGUUGUUGCUUUUGGAAGGGGGCCCUGGAUCUCCUUCUUGUUUGCUUGGGGGCAAGCACGUGGUCUCCUGGGGUUUUGAAGACAUGUUGCCAGCACCUGAUGGUAACCCUGGUUCUGGCUCCGAAAAUAAAGAUGCAGACUUGGGCCGCUGCCUCGCAGCAGAUGGGUGUUAUCUUUAUACAACAAACUCGGUUGGCCGGGGAAUAAGCAAAUUAGGAUCUGGAUUACACGGUACCUUACGAGGCUUUGUGUAUUGCCGUAAUGAAGAGUUGGAGACGGGUUGGAUUGCUUUUGGCCAUGGCAGACUCCUUCACAGGCCUGUCUCUUUUGAUAGUAAACCUCACUCCCUUUUCCAGGUCCUCGACCAGAAUACUCUUCAGGUAUGUCAGCUUCUCCCAAUGCCAGCAGACCACUUCCCAGUAGGCAGCACUAUGACCACUGUACAUCUUUCUUCCGAUGGGACCUAUUUCUACUGGAUCUGGUCUCCUGCAAGCUUGAAUGAAAAAACCCCCAAGGGACACUCUGUCUUCAUGGAUGUUUUUGAGCUGAUCGAGGAAGAUGGUGUCUGUGUAGCCAAUCCCCUUCAGGAACGCAUCAUAUUAAUGAGAAAAGAGGGAGACUCAGCCAAGAGUAUCAAUGAGAUGCUUCUAAGCAGGCUGUCGAGGUACAGGGCCUCUCCAUCAGCAACUCUGGCUGCCCUUACUGGCUCCACGAUCUCCAAUACGCUGAAAGAGGACCAAGCAGCUGCUAACACAAGUUGUGGCUUGCCUCUCAAAAUGCUACGGAAGACUCCGAUAUACACCUGUGGAACGUAUUUGGUGAUGUUGGUCCCACCUCCGGGUGGUUCUGGCAGCUCCGCCACACGGUCUCUUUUUGGUGGAACAAGUGGUUUGUCGUCCUUAAAAAUUCUGGCUUCAAGCUUGGUGUUCAAUAUAUCAGACGGGCAGUUUGCAAGCCGAGCGGAUCUCAUCGAUGCUGCCGGGAGCUCACUUGGACGCAGUGCCCUUGUUCCCGGUCUAGGUGCGUGCUAUGAUGCUAUGAACAACAUGGUCUGGACGUGCUCAAAUGACUAUAUUGAUCAGUGGUGCAAUCCUGGGAAUCAAGCCUUCCACUACGUCUGCCAGAGGCUAGGAGUCAGCCAUCUCAUUUUGGAGCCAAAAGGAGAUGCCAUAACCACAAACGAGGUUAUCAACCAGUUACUACACCAUGUUGGUGCCAUGUGUAUCCAUCAGCUCAACCUGCUUGCAGCAAGUAACAACCUUCCAAUUACAAAUUUUUUGGGCAAGCAACACCCAAUUGAAGCUCAUCACCUCAGCAGCAUUUGUGACAUAAUGGAGAAAGCCAUGGUCAACGGAGACACCUGUAUUAUACGUUGUAUCCUGGUUGUCUUCCAGGUGGUUUUUAAAUUUUUCUUCAGCCCCCAAACAGAGAAGAAUCGCGACACUGUGAGGCGAUCUGGCCUCUUGCUUUGGCAGUUACUGAUGGCACCAGCAGACCAGAUCAGCUCUGAAAUUCAGAAGGAGGUCUGUCUAGCCAUCAGCUCUGGUCUAAAUAUCCUGUAUCCUGGAGAAGUAGAAAUUAAUAACUUGCUUAAGCUGGUCUUAACGGAAGGGGAUCGGAAUAGCGGGCUGGCCCAACUUCGAGAUGUGAUCAUGACUAACUUAGCUGAGCAGCUUCAGAACAACAGAUUUGGCAGUGAAGACGAUGAGCAUUACAGACUAAACGAUGAACUUUUGCACUACAUUCUCAAGAUUGUUGUCCGAGAAUCUUGUAUCUUAAUCACCAAGUGCCAAACUGUAUCCAGAGAUGAAUUUCAACGGCUCCUUUCAACUGUGCCUGCUGCCUCCUCCUGCCUGCGGUACCUGAUGGCCGUGCAGAACCAUCUUCUGAGUAAUACUAUUUUGAUUAAGCCCGACGAGAACGAUGACAGUGACAGCUCCGUGCAGGGAGAAACAUUGAAGGUACAGGAACUUAAGGCCAGUAUUUUGACUCUUGCGACACAAAUCUUGACUGGGUGUGAUGAAGUCCUAGAAAUGCUGCAGCAAGUCACCAUGGCUCUUAUAAACAGUGGUAUUCCAGACAGGGAACAGAGGUUAAAAGGCCUGGAGCAGGUGACCAAAGCCACAAUGCUGGGCCACUUGCUUCCGGUCCUGCUGACCUCCCUGAUGCAUCCCAACCUGCAAACGUUGACCAUGGCCGAUGCUCUGAUGCCGCAGCUGGUGCAGCUGGUCCUCUACACAAGCCAGACAGCCUUGCUUCUGAAAACCCAGUCUCCGGUUUUCUCCGAAGUGGGCAGUUCUCCUGGAGGAGCCUCUGAACAAAGGAGCGAGCUGUUCCCUGAGGAGAGAAUGCUAGAAGAGAAAGAAGAGCCAGGUUUCCUUACUGGCUUGAAAAUUCCAGCUCCUUGGGCUGCUGGGAAGACUGUAGAGACAGUUCAUCCCGUCAGGGACAAUUAUAAAUUUAAGGAGACAGUUCAUAUCCCAGGAGCCCGUUGCUUGUAUCUGAGGUUUGAUAGCCGAUGCUCCUCGCAGUAUGAUUAUGACAAGUUGGUGAUCUAUGCUGGCCCCAACACAAAUAGUCGGAAGGUUGCUGAGUACGGGGGCAACACCCUUGGAUACGGCAGCCGUAGCGUCUUAGGAACUGGUUGGCCCAAAGACCUUGUAAAGGUGGAAGGGGAUACCGUGACUUUCUCCUUUGAAAUGAGGAGUGGCCGAGAGCACAACACCCCAGACAAGGCCAUGUGGGGGUUUUCUUGCACUGUCCGGGCACAGGAAUCCUCAGAAGAUGUAUCAGGAGGAUUACCAUUCUUGGUAGACCUUGCGUUAGGCUUGUCUGUGCUGGCUUGUUCUAUGCUGAGGAUACUGUACAAUGGACCAGAAAUAACCAAAGAGGAGGAAGCGUGCCGAGAGCUUCUGAGAUCCAAACUUCUGCAGAGGUGCCAGUGGCAAGUGGAAGCCAAUGGCGUCAUCUCCCCAGCCCUCACGCCAAGCCCUUCCCCGCUGCCUCUUACCAUAGAUGAAGACCGGGAGUUCACCUACCCUUCCGAUGUCCUUGUGCCCCCUGUGGGUCACUACUUUGACUUGCCAAGGAUCAGGCUCCCUCCCGGAAUCAUGAUAAAACUCAGGGAAAUAUCUGGCCGUGCUCGGCCCCAGUUUAGACCCAGCAUCAGGGAGGUGAUCCAGCCAGACAUAAUGGAAGAAAUGGUGGUUUCAUGUGUCAUCAAGCACUUAAAUCUGGUCGACGCACUCCAGUCCCUAAUAAAUUUCCAGUACCAGGAGGAGCACGCAGAGGAAUACGACUUGCUUUGUAAAAUUAUGGGAGAGACCUUUAAGAAGCUAAAUGCCAUGGAAAGGCAGUUGCAGAGCGUCGCCGAGCUGGAGCAGAAAUGGCAAAGUGAAGUGGAAGACGCCAUGCACGGGAAACUGGAGAACAAUGUCCCCUUUUUCUACGACUAUCACUUCAACGAGAGCAAAAUGAAAGAACUGGAACUUCUGUGCUCAAUGAAGGAGGUUUCUUUUGAUGGAAGCGAUCUUGAGAAUAUGGUUCUCUCCCUGAGAGAGAAGUUCUUCCAGGAAGUCAACUCCCUGCUACCAAAGCCUUCGCAUCCCAUGGCUAAAACAAAAGCGCUGGUUAAGAGCUUGAUGAACCGAGCAGAACUAUUGUUGCAUGUCACUAUUGCAGCACAGUCUGGGCUCACUAGGAGCAUAUCCGGGACCCCUGCAGAGACACCAGCUUGCAAAUCAGCCUCAGAAACAAAGGUGAUUUCCCACACCGUCCGCCAGCCUGUCUUUCUCCGCAGUAUGUCAGCACCAUCGGACCUUGAAAUGAUCGCAAACGAAGAUCUGGAGUUCACCAGGUCAAGCCAGAGAAGGCGCCACGCUGCCAGUCACAGAAGCAGCUCCUUCACUCUCCUCCAGUCCCUGACCAUCGAGGAUAGCCGAGAUAAGCCCACAUACAGCGUCUUACUGGGGCAGUUGUUUGCUUUCAUUGGAACGAAUCCAGACCAGGCGGUAUCCAGCAGUAGUUUCCUGUUAGCUGCUCAGACCAGGUGGCGGCGCGGAAACACCAGGAAACAGGCCCUGGUGCAUAUGCGGGAGCUCCUGACGGCAGCCGUUCGUGUUGGUGGCGUGACGCAUCUCGUGGGUCCAGUCACGAUGGUACUUCAAGGGGGCCCACGAAUUGAAGAGCUCACCUGCGGUGGGAUGGUGGAACAGGUGCAAGAAGCCUUUGGAGAGACCAUGACCUCGGUGGUGGCGCUCUGUGCCCGUUACCCCAUCGCUUGUGCAAAUAGCAUUGGUCUGUUGUGCACCAUUCCUUAUACCAGGAGCGAGGAGAAGUGCCUGGUGCGCAGCGGCCUGGUCCAGCUGAUGGAUCGGCUGUGCAGCUUAAGCAGCCAGACGGAAUCCAGCUCCAACGAGAAACAGACGAAGAAGCAGAAGGUGGCCACCAUGGCUUGGGCCGCUUUCCAAGUGCUCGCCAACCGGUGUGUUGAAUGGGAAAAGGAAGAAGGGGGGUCAACGGAGGCUGUGCACUCUGGCCUGGCCCGUCAAGUCUCCAGUCUUUUAACCAACCACUUGGCACGAGCCACUGAGUGCUGUGGCAACCAGGCAGCUGGAAAUGAUGCCCUGCAAGACGUCCUUAGCCUUCUGAACGACCUGUCAAGGAGUCACAUUGGCAAAGCCAUCCUGAGCCAGCCGGCCUGCGUGUCCAAGCUCCUGUCCCUGCUCUUGGACCAGCGCCCCUCUCCGAAGCUGGUCCUCAUCAUCCUGCAACUCUGUCGUGCUGCUCUUCCGCUCAUGAGUGUCGAGGACUGCGGGAAUGUCGAACUGCCACCCUGGAGUUACUCUGUGCCCUCCCUGAACAGUGAGCAGGACGAUCCCAGCGACCCAGCUUCCAAAAUUGCCUCCCUGCUCUUAGCAAAACUGGCCGAUUACGUGGUACCAGGAUGUCAGACAGUUCUUUCUCCAACUGCUUCUGAACCUGAUACCUCUCUGACAAAAGCCAGUUCAAAAAGCUCCCUUAAAGGGGACAAAGAUCCAGGAGAAGAAAGUGAGGCUGUGGACGGUAAACUUUCCAUUUUUAUUCAUAAGCGGGAAGACCAGUCAUCUCAUGAAGUCCUUCAGCCAUUGCUAAGUAGCUCAGAAGGCCGUCCAUUUAGACUUGGAACAGGAGCUAAUAUGGAGAAGGUGGUUAAGAUGGAUCGAGACAUGACUAAAAGUGGCUCCUGUGAAGUUAUCACUGAAGAGGCAGCUGCGGCUCUGCGGAAGGCAACCAAGUGGGCGCAGUCUGGAUUAAUCGUGAGUGUGGGACCGCCUGUAGAGACUGUCAAUCCCGAAAGCAGCAGUGGCCUGUCAACCGGCGACAAAAAGAAAACAGCACAAACCUCCAUUUGCAGGGAGCGGAAUUCAGAGCUCGCCAGGACUGACCCCGUGCGGCCUUUCAUUAGUGGCCAUGUGGCUAACAGCAUGGCAGCAGAAGUGAUUGCAUUGCUUCACAGCUUGCUGAUGGCUCCAGAAUCCAAUGCCGCCCAGAUAUGGACAACCACCGCCGAGAAAGUUCUGUCGCGUGCUCUGAUGUACAUCCCUCAGCUUGGAAAAUAUGCCGAAAGCAUCCUGGAGAACGGGAGCAGCAGCGGGAGGAAGCUGGCCAAACUUCAAAGGAUUGCCCGCCAGGCAAUAGCUGCUCUCUGUGCUCUUGGCGGCUUCAAAGAGACCAUCAAGAUCGGCUCUGAAGUGCAGGUUUUAGGUAGGGGGAUAGCUGGAAGCAUUGGAGUGGUGGCAUCGAUUAACGAACAGGAAGGUAUAGCAACGGUCAAAUUCCCACCGACCAGUAUAGACGGUAGAAAGACCUCCCAGGCAUCAGACAUUUUAACUAUUCCAUUAUCUAGGCUCUGUGUUCCGAGAUCAGAGGCAUUGCCUCUCCAUAAACUGUCCAUUACUGAGAAGGUAGUACAGGCAGUCCAGUCCAUGUUGCUUCCUCAGGAGGGAAGUCUAUCUAUUCAUACCUCACUUCCUGCAACAGGAGAUGGCUCAACUCCAGUAAUGGCAGUGGUCCGACUCCUUGCGGAAAUCAGAACCAGAGCAUGCCUGGUGAUGGCACAGCUGUUGGAAGACAGUUCCUUCUGCGAAGAGUUCAUCCAGCAGUGCCCAGCCGCUGUGGAGGUCCUUAACCUGGUGGCCCAGGAGUGCAGCCCUGGGGAGCGGCUGCUGGUAGUAGAAGUGCAGUGUGAAAAGCUAAGGAUGCUGUACCGUGAUAGCGCUCGUCCCCCCCCUCCACCCCUCCAGGCUGAUCGAAGACAGCCUAAGGAAAUCACCUGGAGCCCUUCUCGGGUCUUCCCGCCAGUGCGUGCCUGCAUGUUCUCCUCGCACCUCACAGCUGUGACCUUCCUUGCGGAUCCCAGUGCUGGCGGAGGGCUGCCCCGUGGCACCUUCAUCUAUGCUACAUCAUGUGUUCCAGUACAGGCUCCGUCAUUCUACUGGGAGAUAGAGAUUGUGUCCUACGGAGAUACGGAUGACGACACAGGUCCAAUAGUAUCUUUUGGGUUUGCUACAGAAGCAGAAAAACGAGAUGGAGCUUGGACCAAUCCUGUUGGCACCUGCCUCUUCCACAACAACGGGCGAGCCGUUCAUUACAAUGGCUCUAGUUUACUGCAGUGGAAGAGUGUGCGACUGGAUGUGACCCUCUCUCCCGGUGACGUUGCGGGAAUCGGCUGGGAGAGGGCGGAAGGCACCCCUCCUCCUCCAGGACAGCCUGCCAAAGGCAGAGUGUAUUUCACCUACUGCGGACAGCGUUUGGGGCCUUAUCUUGAGGAUGUCUCUGGGGGAAUGUGGCCGGUUGUACAUAUCCAGAAGAAGAACACCAAAGUCCGGGCAAAUUUCGGGUCCCGCCAGUUUGCCUAUGCAGAAGGACAAGCUCACCGGAACGCGGCUGACCUCUGUGUUGACCUCGCAGAAGAAAUCAGUGCCAACUUCGAAGCAUUGCCUUUCGCCAUGGCAUCCGAUAGUGACAACGACGCUGGCACCAGCACCGCCUCCGACCCCGGGACUCACGGGCCUCCUUGCAGGAUUGCUGCUGUGGCCACAGCUCAGCAACAAUAUGACAGCGACACCUCCUGCCAUUAUAAGAUGGAACUCAGUUUUGAAAACUUCAUCACGUCGGGCCCAGAUCCUCACCCUCCUCCCAUUGCAGAUGAUGAAAGCGAUGACGACGAUGAUGACGACAUCCCGCGGGAGGACCACUAUGCCUUGCUAGUAAAAGCCUGGGAGACAAAAGUGUUCCCCACCAUCAGAAGACGAUUCCGCAAUGAAGCAGAGAGGAAGUCUGGCUUGGACCAGAUCAAAGGAGCGUUGCAGCUGGGAAUGGUAGAUAUAGCCCGACAAACAGUCGAAUUCCUUUAUGAGGAAAACGGGGGCAUUCCUCGGGACCUUUACCUCCCCACUAUUGAGGACAUCAAAGAUGAAGCAAACAAAUUCACCAUCGAUAAAGUUCGGAAAGGCCUGACGGUUGUCACACGCUGCCCGGACAGUAACAACGUAGCCGCCAACACCGUAGGAACUGCCCUGCCUAAGUUUGCCAUUCGUGGGAUGCUGAAGACCUUUGGGCUCCACGGAGUCGUUCUGGAUGUUGAUUCGGUAAAUGAACUGGUCCAGGUAGAGACAUACCUCAGGAGUGAAGGUGUUUUGGUAAGAUACUGGUAUCCUAUUGAUAUGCUGGAACGACCACCUGCCGGCUAUAGACGGACGGCAACAAAUGGGCUGGUUUCUCUGGACAAUGCAAACAUUCAGAUUCACAGAGAACUUCUGCGAUGUGAGGCUGCGCUCGCUAGGCUGUACUGCCGCAUGGCUCUACUCAAUAUUUUUGCCCCUAAGUCUCCUCACCUGUUCACUCGUCUGUUUCACAUCCCCGCUAUCCGGGACAUCACCCUGGAGCACCUCCAGCUGUUGUCCAGUCAACUUCUCGCACCACCUCUUCCUGAUGGAACCAUCAGCUCCAGCUCCAUCCUCCUAGCUCAGUCGCUCCAGCACUGCAUCCAUUCCCAGAACUGCUCCGCCACGGACCUCUUCUAUCAGGGCAAUUCUCAAACAAUCCAGGAGUGGCUCUCUGUCGCGAUCACACGCAGCCUGCAUCAGGGGGAGGAAAGCCUGCUGGACCUGACUAAACAGAUCUGCUCUUUCUUGCAGAAUGCUCCUGAACAAUUCCCUUCUGAGGAGUUUCCUGUUUCUGAAUCGAAAGUCAACAUGGACGUUAAUUUCCCCGGGGCAGCCUUUGUGGUUGUGUCCUGUAAGGAAAGUCAGUCUGGAUUCCGCAAAGACUCCUCCCUGUAUAAGGCCCCUUGGGCCCGGGUUCUCAUCUAUGGCCUCGGUCACAAAGUAAAGCGGAACGGCCAGUUGAACCUUAUCGAGGCCGUGUGCUACCCCCGGGAUGCUUCUCCGACCAACACGGGCCUCACUCCGCCCCCCACAACCAACCAGUAUCCUUCAGUCAUCAUCUCCGCAGACAAGGUCCACAUCAAACUUGGGGUGUCUCCGCCUCCGGGAGCCGUGCUCAUCUUGCAUUCCCUCCCCCUGGAGUUCCCGUUGGCCACGGCAUUCACGGAACAGCUCCUGACGUGGAAACUGGAUGACAGUGAUGGAAAAUCGGAAGAUGAUGAUGAUGAUGUGACAUCUGUGAAAUGCUUUAAAAGUCCCUAAUCUUCUCUGUGCCCCGUUUGGCUCUUCCUAGGGAACUUCCUGUGGACCACCAACAUGGCCGCCUGCGUGAAGGAGCUGCUGUUCCACCUCUUGGCCGAACUGCUCCGCAAAAUCCACAGCCUGGAGCAGAAGAAGAACCCGGCGGGGCUCUCGUCCUCCAUCGCGCUCCAGCUCAAUCCUUGCCUGGCCAUGCUGAUGGCGCUUCAGUCAGAGCUGCACAAGCUGUACGAUGAAGAAACCCAGAAUUGGGCGUCCGGGAGUACCUGCGCCGGAUCUGGGGUCGGAGGCGCCGACCAGGGGCGAUUCUCCACCUACUUCCACGCCCUGAUGGAGGUCUGCCUGGCGGUAGCAGAAGUGACCCUCCCCAUCAACAUGAGCAUAACGGCCAACGUGAUGUCGUCGACCGGGGGCCCGAACCUCAGCGAUUCUUCCUCCUCCUCUUCCUCCUCCCCGGGGCAGACCCCCCAGAGCCCGAGCCUCCUGUCAAAGAGGAAGAAGGUGAAAAUGAAGCGGGAGAAGACAUCGUCCUCAGGGAAGCGGACUUCGUCCCGAGCGGCCGACGCAGACGCGGCCACGCUGAGCAUAGGCGGGAGCAAGCCAGAGGACAUGCUGUGGUUCCACCGGACGCUGACCUUGCUCAUCAUUCUCAGGCACCUCACCAAGAAGGACCCCCAGGGGCUCGGCGUGACGAGCGAUGCCGUGACAGAUGCUUGCCAGGCCUUGGUUGGGACGACGGCUCAUAGCCGCUUGCUAGUGAUUUCAGGGAUCCCCACCCACCUGGAAGAGGGGACCGUGCGGAACGCCAUCCGCAAGGCCUGCAACGCUCACGGCGGCGUCUUCAAGGACGAAAUCUACAUCCCUCUGCAAGAGGAAGAGCCUAAAAAAACAAAGGACAAAGCGGAGGGAGGGGAGUGCAGGACUGAGAUGGACAAGCCGGUGGUCUCCAGUAGUGUGGACAGCUUGGACAUCAGCAGCUCCAGCAGCGUCACGCCCGCCAUGAGCAUCAGCGCAUCUGCCUCUACUAGCCAGGCCUCCCUCUGCAGCUCCCAGGGCAUCUCCCGGACCAUUAGUGACAUCUCCGUCGACCAGUUCCAGGCGGCCCUGGAGGUGCCCGUUCCACCCGGGUUGCUAGAACCGCAUGUGGUUUCCAGUCAGGAAAGCUUAGACCUUUCCCUUUGUAGUACCGGAAGCCUAGGCAGCUUGGGGAGCCUCGGGGAACCGAUUGACAACGUGGAGACGGCGUCGGUGUCCGACGUCGGAUCAAUGUACACCGUGACGUCGCUGGACAGCCAGUCGGUCCCAUCGAGGCCCAUCAAAGGCUUUGCUGUUGUGGAGAUAAGAUCCCGAGCCAAAAUAGAGAAGAUCCGGGCCAGUUUAUUUAACAGCAGCGAUCUGAUUGGACUGUCAAGUCUCGAUGGGGAGGAUGAGCUCAUGGAAAUGUCCACAGAGGAGAUUUUAACCGUCUCUACUGUGAACCAGAGUUUGUUUGAUACGCAAGGAAGUCCCGCGCUUGAAGACUACUUCAAUGACAAAACGAUCAAAGGAGAGAAGUUGGCGCCAGGUGCUCGCGACGUCCUCACCGACAUAUUCAAAAGCUGCCUCCACUCUGAGCAAAUGCUGAGCUUAACUCCUACGAAACCCACCAAAGUGGCGGAGAUCUAUCUGAGCAAAGAGCAGAUCAACGCCCAGACGCCCGGGAACCUCCUGUAUUCCUUCUUCACCAACGUCCGUCCCCCAAAGAAGGUCCUGGAGGAUCAGCUGACUCAGAUCCUGAGGAAAUACGGGGCUCCCAAGCCAAAGUUUGACAAGAACAAGUACAGCAAGGCGGGCAAAGAGCAGCACCCGGUGAAAGUGGUGAGCACCAAGCGGCCCAUCACAAAACCCCCGGCCAAGGAGAAGGCUGUGCUCAACAGCGUCAGCAGGACAGCCUUGAGUGAAAAGAAGCCAACUGUGAAACCCAAGUCCCCAGAGAAGAGCAAACCUGAUGAAAAGGACCCAGACAAAUCACCCACAAAGAAGCAGGAAGUUCCGGAGGAGAAAUAUUUGACGCUGGAUGGAUUUCAGAAAUUUGUCAUCGAUCGGGCAAAACAGGACAUCCGAAGCGUGUGGCGAGCCAUUUUGUCGUGCGGUUACGACCUUCAUUUUGAAAGGUGUGCCUGCAUCGACGCCAGACAUGCCCAGAAGGCUUCCCGCAAGUGGUCCCUGGAGAUGGACGUUGCCCUGGUUCAGUAUGUCAACCGCCUCUGUCGCCAUCUGGCCAUUACCCCAGCCCGGCUGCACCCUCACGAAGUGUACUUGGACCCCGCGGACACAGCUGACCCCCGUGUCUCCUGCCUGCUGAAUGUUCCUCUUGAGAGCUUGCGCCUGCGUUUUGCACUGCUUCAGUCCCUCAACACCACGCUGGAGACCUUCUUCCUGCCGCUGGUGGAGCUGCGCCAGACUGAGAUGUACACAAACAGCAUCGCAGCGCUGCUCCAAGUGGCCAAAGGAUUCAUCUUUUACGACACGAAAGUGACGGUCAUGAAUCGGGUGCUCAAUGCCACAGUGCAGAGGACGGCUGAUCACGCAGCCCCAGAGAUCACCCUGGAUCCACUGGAAAUAGUUGGAGGAGAGAUACGGUCUUCCGAGAACUCCUACUUCUGCCAGGCGGCCCGGCAGCUGGCCUGCGUCCCGUCCUCACAGCUUUGUGUGAAGUUGGCCAGUGGAGGCGAUCCCACUUACGCCUUCAACAUCCGCUUUACGGGCGAGGAGGUCCACGGCACCAGUGGCUCUUUCCGUCACUUCCUGUGGCAGGUCUGUAAGGAGCUCCAGAGUUCACUGCUGUCCCUCCUCCUGCUCUGUCCCAGCUCGGCCGUCAAUAAGAACAAGGGCAAGUACAUUCUGACGCCCAGCCCCAUCAGCUACGGGGAGGAGCAGCUGCUGCACUUCUUCGGGCAGCUGCUGGGCAUCGCCAUCCGGGCGGACGUCCCCCUGCCCCUGGACCUCCUGCCUUCCUUCUGGAAGACCUUGGUGGGAGAGCCACUGGAUCCAGACCUGGACCUCCAGGAGGCAGACAUCCUCACCUACAACUACGUCAAAAAAUUUGAAAACCUCAACGACGAGGCGGAGCUGGAGGCCCUGUGUGCCGAGAUCGCCUCCCAGCACCUGGCCAUGGAGAGCCCCGACUGCCCCAACAAGCCCAGCUGCAAGUUCACCUACGUGACCAUGACGGGAGAGGAGGUGGAGCUGUGUGCCCGGGGCAGGCACAUUCCCGUCGUGUGGGAGAACAAGGACAUCUAUGCAACAGCGAUCCGGAACCUGCGGAUGCACGAGCUGCAGAACCCCGAGAGCGUGAUGGCCGUGCGAGCCGGCCUGGGCUCCAUCAUCCCCCUGCAGCUCCUGACCAUGUUGACGCCCCUGGAGAUGGAGCUCAGGACCUGCGGGCUCCCCUACAUCAACCUGGAGUUCCUCAAGGCACAUACCAUGUACCAAGUAGGACUGAUGGAAACGGACCAGCAUAUUGAGUUUUUCUGGGGGGCCUUAGAGAUGUUCACGCAGGAGGAACUUUGCAAGUUCAUCAAGUUUGCCUGCAACCAGGAGCGGAUUCCUUUUACCUGCCCCUGUAAGGAUGGGGGGCCAGACACCGCGCACGUCCCUCCCUACCCCAUGAAAAUCGCACCUCCAGACGGCACGGCAGGUUCUCCAGACUCACGCUACAUCCGUGUGGAGACCUGCAUGUUCAUGAUCAAACUUCCUCAGUACUCGUCCCUGGAUAUAAUGUUGGAAAAACUCCGGUAUGCCAUCCACUACCGCGAGGACCCUCUCAGCGGCUGAGCCGCUCUGUGCCAAGGCGACAGGCACCUUUGGAGAAGCCCUUUCCACGCCCCUGCUGAAACGCCCAAAGCUCCACGGAAGGCCUCCCCCCACCACCCCGACACCAAAGGGGGCCAAACGCUGACCCUUUCCUCUGGAUU